This is a messenger RNA of Eremothecium sinecaudum, 798 nucleotides long. RefSeq names its product HHL245Cp. The coding region runs from base 1 to 798 and encodes 265 amino acids. Gene Ontology annotation, cellular component: lysosomal membrane. NCBI's taxonomy places the organism in Eukaryota, Fungi, Ascomycota, Saccharomycetes, Saccharomycetales, Saccharomycetaceae. The transcript is spliced from 2 exons. Gene Ontology annotation, molecular function: GTPase activity; GTP binding. The record is from RefSeq and is a predicted model, not a curated record.
AUGAAACUGUUAAGAAAUUUGCUAGAUUUUUUACGGGGUUAUAUGCAAUGGUUUUUUGCCCAGCGCCAGCAGCUCCGCAUCGCUGUUUUAGGUCUUCAGAACAGUGGUAAAUCUACAUUUACUGCAUUUCUAACAGGCGAGCCCUUCCAAGCAGAUGUUGUACCAACUCUUGGAGCGAAUAUCAAGCGCGCCACAAUAGGACAGACUUCAAUUCAAAUAUAUGACCUUGCUGGACAGUUACGCUUCCGUUUCCUAUGGGGAAGGUAUCUGCAGAAAGUAGACCUCAUAGUCUAUGUUAUGGACCUCAGCGACCAUACAUGUUGGGAGCAAUCAAAGAGCACAUUACAUGAGGUCCUAGUGGCCACCAAUACGGAGCGCGUGCCCGUUUUAGUUUUGGGCAACAAAAAAGACCUUACAGAUGUACCUCUGUCGGUUGGCCAAACAGAACCCACACAAGGACAGUCAUACCGAUCUCAACAAAGUAAUACCACUGCAAACCUGUCCUCUCCUUCUUCUCCAAGCGAUCCAAGCCCCUAUCAAUGGAAGUUCAUCAAACCCCUAUUGAGUCAUUAUGACUACGACGACAUCCCUAAAUUCAAUCUUGAUGGAACCAACCAGCAUAUUUUAAAGGAUAUCCAUAUCCUCUCGAAGGAAAUUGGAAUCGAUUUAUGCAAUGGUAUUUUACAUACUACAAGUGAUACCACCCUUACAAUGGAUAGGGAUGUAGGGAUUUUUACAAUUAGCUGUAAACAGGGGACAUGUAUGCAAGAAGUAAUUGACUGGAUAUUACAGAUAUAA